Messenger RNA from Perognathus longimembris pacificus (Pacific pocket mouse), 1850 nucleotides. It is a transcript of the gene Zrsr2, whose product is annotated as zinc finger CCCH-type, RNA binding motif and serine/arginine rich 2. Lineage: Eukaryota; Metazoa; Chordata; Mammalia; Rodentia; Heteromyidae. The transcript is spliced from 12 exons. The coding region runs from base 399 to 1787 and encodes 462 amino acids. Gene Ontology annotation, cellular component: spliceosomal complex; U2AF complex. Gene Ontology annotation, biological process: mRNA splicing, via spliceosome. The record is from RefSeq and is a predicted model, not a curated record. Gene Ontology annotation, molecular function: metal ion binding; pre-mRNA 3'-splice site binding.
CAUGAGCGAGUGAGACUGAAGGACAGAGCAGGUCGAGCCUGUCCGGGAAGGACGGCACUGGGAGGGACGAAAGGAGAAAGGGGGCCGGGAACUGGAGCCAGUGAGAGCGCCGCCGCGGCCGCCAGAACCCUCCGCCCGCCUGGGUAGGGUGUGUCCUGGAUCGCCUCAGGCGUCCGCAGACGGAAUGUGCGGAAUGGAACAGGUGGCUGACUGGAGCCGACCUUCUCUUGCAGUUGAGCGUAGACAGCCCAGGCGCCACAAAAAGCAGAGGGCCGUCCUGAAGAAGGAGAAACGGAAGAAAAGGCGACAAGAACUCGCGCGAUUAAGAGAUGCAGAUGAGAGCACUGAGAAAGUUCAGAGACUGUGGCCUCAAGUACUAAUCAGGAGCCUUGAGAAUUAUGGCCACAGAAUUUUCAUGUGGAUUGGAAUUCCGAGGCAUUUCACAGGAAGAGAAGGAAGAAGAUUCUUUUAUUGAGGAAGAAGAAGAAGAAAAGCUGUUGGAGAAAGAGAGGCAAAAAUUGCAUGAGCAGUGGUUGCUGCGGGAACAAAAGGCACAAGAAGAAUUCAGAAUAAAAAAGGAAAAGGAAGAGGCAGCUAGAAAACAGCGGGAAGAACAAGAGAGAAAAUUGAAGGAAAAAUGGGAAGAACAGCAGAGAAAAGAGAAAGAGGAAGAGGAACAGAAACUUCAGGAGAAGAGAGAAAGAGAGGAAGCCAUGCAGAAGAUGCUGAAUCAGGCUGGAAAUGAGUUGGACAGUAUUGUCACCUGGCAGAACCCAGAGCCACCCACGGAUUUAAGAAUAGCGGAGAAAGAUCGAGCCAGUUGUCCAUUCUACACUAAAACAGGAGCAUGCAGAUUUGGAGAUCGGUGUUCACGUAAACAUAACUUCCCCACAUCAAGUCCCACCCUUCUUAUUAAAAGUAUGUUUACAACGUUUGGAAUGGAGCAGUGCAGGAGAGAUGACUAUGACACUGAUGCAAGCCUGGAGUACAGCGAAGAGGAAAUCUACCAGCAGUUCCUAGACUUCUAUGAUGAUGUGUUGCCUGAGUUUAGGAACGUGGGGAAAGUGAUUCAGUUCAAGGUUAGCUGCAACAUGGAACCUCAUCUGAGAGGCAAUGUAUAUGUUCAGUAUCAGACGGAAGAAGAAUGCCAAUCAGCACUUGCUUUGUUUAAUGGACGAUGGUAUGCAGGACGACAGCUUCAGUGUGAAUUCUGCCCAGUCACCCGGUGGAAAAUGGCCAUUUGUGGUUUAUUUGAGAUCCAACAAUGUCCAAGAGGCAAACACUGCAACUUCCUUCAUGUGUUCAGAAAUCCCAACAAUGAAUUUUGGGAAGCCAACAGGGACCUGCUGUGUGCAGAUCAGACUGGCUCUUCCUGUGGUAAGAACUUGGAAAGGCGAGAGAAGGCGGGCCACCACGAGGACUACUACAGCAGGUCGAGGAGGCGGAGAAGCCCCAGCGCCGACAGCGCCUACAAGAGGAAUGGGGACUCCACCUCCAGAAAGAGAGGCGCCCACCGGGGGAAAAAGGCUCACAAACACUCGGCCAAGAGCCGCGCGAGGCACAGCUCCCGAAGCCGGGGAAGGAAGAGGGACAGUAGCCGCAGCCCAAGCAGCCAGAGCCACAACCGCCACCGGAGCCACAGCCGCCACCGGAGCCACAAUCGCCCCAACUGUAAACACCGCCCGAGCCGGAGCCGGAGCCGGAGCCGGAGCCAGAGUCGCAGGAACCGUCAGAGCCGCAGCCGCAGCCGGAGAAGCCGAAGCCAGAGCUCAUCAUGCAGGGAUUAGGGUGGGGAGAUCAAGGAGUGGAGAUAACACCAUCCAGUCCCCAAUCCAAAUAAAACUUUUAUU